Messenger RNA from Galeopterus variegatus (Sunda flying lemur), 411 nucleotides. Its product is annotated as GLIPR1-like protein 1. The transcript has 3 exons. NCBI's taxonomy places the organism in Eukaryota, Metazoa, Chordata, Mammalia, Dermoptera, Cynocephalidae. The annotation marks the transcript as partial. The record is from RefSeq and is a predicted model, not a curated record.
AGUUGGGAUGAAGGUUUAGCAAAGAUGGCUAAAGCAUGGGCAAACAAGUGCAAAUUCCAACAUAACAGCUGUUUAGGCCAACCAUAUGAAUGCUAUGCAGCUUUUGAAUAUGUUGGAGAAAAUAUCUGGCUAGGUGGAAUAAGGAUAUUUACACCAAACACUGCUGUCACUGGUUGGUAUAACGAAACUGAAUUUUAUGAUUUUGAUACUCUAUCAUGUUCUCGCGUUUGUGGCCAUUAUACACAGUGUACUCUAGAAUAUCCAGUUCCAGUUCCGAAGCCAAUGGGUAAUGCACCUCACCAGAUAGCAUAUAAUCCAUUCAGCCUAGGUUUUGCUCUUCUGGGAAUCUUUUGUCAUCUGUAUAAAAAAGACAUUAUCAAGACUGACAAUAAAGAAACAGUUUAUGGCUAA